AUGGACGCCUCUCAGUGUGGGAGCAGCCCCUGCUGCACCAACGACAAAAAGGAGGACCACGGGCUUAAGGCAGUGCAAAGUGCUUCGCUGUUUUUUCACCUGCCGGACUCCUCCCAAGUGGUCGACGCGACAAAGACUCCGGAGGGACCACACCAAAGGGGCCCCGUCGAGCUGGAGAAUGGAAUAAUCUAUACGGGCCAAUGGCUUGGUGCCCAUCGACAUGGAGAAGGCACCUUGCUGAGGCCCGAUGGUGGCAGGUACGAGGGGCAGUUUGUGGACGACCGGGCCUGUGGACGUGGGAGAUUUGUCCAUGCGAACGGCGAUGUGUACGAGGGCCAGUGGCUAGAUGACAAGGCUCAUGGAUCUGGGAAGUUCCUGCACUCGGAUGGAUCUUCAUAUAUCGGCGACUGGGUGGAGGACAUGAAGUCCGGUCAAGGUCUCGAGACCUGGGCCGAUGGAUCCACUUUCAAGGGCGAGUACAGGGACGGCAAGAAGCACGGCUACGGGCUCUUCACCUCCUCUGACAACUCGUCCUAUUCAGGCCAGUUCUUCAACGAUAGCAUGCAUGGCGAGGGUACGUACACCUUCUCUGAUGGACGCGUGUACGUCGGUAGCUGGCAAGACAGCCAGAUGACCGGCCAAGGCACUAUGAAGUGGCCAGAUGGCAGAUGGUACGAGGGAGACUACCUCGGCGAUCGCAAGUCCGGUGAAGGCAAAUUCUGUUGGCCGGACGGCCCGACCCUCAGCCAAUGA
This is a messenger RNA of Symbiodinium natans, 753 nucleotides long. The record is from the annotation of a GenBank genome assembly. Lineage: Eukaryota; Dinophyceae; Suessiales; Symbiodiniaceae.